Messenger RNA from Eleginops maclovinus (Patagonian blennie), 3470 nucleotides. It is a transcript of the gene fam199x, whose product is annotated as family with sequence similarity 199, X-linked. The transcript has 8 exons. The record is from RefSeq and is a predicted model, not a curated record. Lineage: Eukaryota; Metazoa; Chordata; Actinopteri; Perciformes; Eleginopidae. The coding region runs from base 149 to 1312 and encodes 387 amino acids.
UGAGCACUUCCGCCUCUCGUCACAUGACACAGUGCUCGCUCGCGGGAGUCUCGCGGUGACAGUUUAGCUCAUCCGUGGAAGAGAAAGGAUUUGCAAAUGGAGGUGGCAGAAAUGAUUAUUAUUUGAACGACAAAAGAUCCAUCCGGUCAUGUCUGAGUCUCUGUAUGAGAAGUUUUUGGCGCCGGAGGAGCCGUUCCCUCUCCUCUCUCAAAGAGCCAACCUCAGUGAUGUGGGAACUCUGGACGUCAGUGAUUUUGGAUGUCAACUCUCAUCUUGUCACAGAACAGACCCUCUGCACCGCUUCCACAGCAACAGGUGGAACCUCACUUCCUGUGGGACGAGCGUGGCCAGCUCAGAGUGCAGCGAGGAGCUUUUCUCCUCCGUGUCUGUGGGGGAUCAGGACGACUGCUACUCCCUGCUGGAUGACCAGGAACUGACGUCUCUGGACCUGUUUCCAGAGGGCAGUGUCUGCAGCGAUGUCUCCUCCUCCAUCAGCACGUACUGGGACUGGUCUGACAGCGAGUUUGAAUGGCAGCUGCCAGGAAGUGACAUCGCCAGCGGCAGCGAUGUCCUCUCUGACAUCAUCCCCAGCGUACCCAGUUCACCAUGUCUGUUCACCAAGAGGAAGCCUAAGCCCCACCCCCACCGCAACCUCGACGAGUUACCAUGGAGCGCCAUGACCAACGAUGAACAAGUGGAGUACAUCGAAUACCUGAGUCGAAAGGUGAGCACAGAGAUGGGCCUGAGGGAGCAGUUGGACAUCAUCAAGAUCAUCGACCCCUGUGCUCAGAUCUCCCCCACCGACAGCGAGUUCAUCAUCGAGCUCAACUGCCUCACCGACGAGAAGCUCAAGCAGGUGCGUAACUACAUCCGAGAGCACAGCCCGAGGCAGCGGGCCAGCAGGGAGAGCUGGAAGAGGAGCAGCCACAGCAGCGCCAGCACUGGGGGGGUCAGCGCAGCCAGCAGCAGCAACGGCAGCAUGGUCAGCUCGGCCAGCUCCUCCACCGGCUCCACCGCCUCCAACUCUGUAGCAGGUGGUACAGCCUCAGCCUGCAGUGGCAGCAGUGUCGCUAACAUAAGCAGAGCUCACAGCGAUGGCAACCUUUCCAGUGCUGCAGAACGUAUAAGGGACUCUAAAAAACGCUCAAAGCAGCGCAAGCUUCAGCAGAAGGCUCUGAGGAAGCGGCAGCUGAAGGAGCAGCGACAGGCCCGCAGGGAGCACCUGAGCGGGCUGUUCCUGAACGAGGAGGUGCUGGCGCUGCGGGUGACGGAGGAGGACGACCACGGGGACGACCUGGACAUACUGAUGUGACACCAGUGAAUCAAUCAGUGUUCCCUCUACGCCUGCUGACUCAGCUCGACCCAGCCACAGACCACUGCAUGCAUCCGCUUUCAGUAGGCUUCAAUUAUGCAGAGUAAUGUAAUGAGCAGUAAUAGUAGCCUCAGCAUAGCUUGAUUCCGCUAGUGCUAAAACGGAUAGCCGCUGUAGCAAUAAUGCUAUAUUACAGCUAACGCUUUGAUUAGGCAAUUAUGACAUUAGGCUUUGAUGCUAUUCAGUUGUACUCUACAUUUGUUUUGGAUUGCUUAUAAAUGCUGCAACAGUGUAUUCGCACUGCCACUAAUACAGCCUCCCCCCACAGAAUGACCAAUCCUGGAAAAGAAAAGUCUGGCUAUGGAAAAAACACAACAUAACUAUGUGCAAGGGGGAAGUUUUUUGUCUAAUUUGGUAAAAAAUACGUCCUUAUCUCCAGUUAUCAGCACUGGUAGAGUUGGGUUGAUUUCAAUUAACAAGCUUAAACUGGUUUUAUUUGAUGUAAACCGCCUAAACCGGAUUGAGCAUUCAGCCACAUCACAGCACUAAUGCUAACGUCUCUAUAUCUAGAUCGGUCGCGCUAUCUUACUCUCGUAUCAAAACAGACGGGGUAACAAAUGUGUAAACACUGAAACAAAAGUAAUGUGUGGCUGCUGCUUGACAUGUGACCCCUAUUGGUCAAAUUUGGUACAGCCAUCGUAUCCCAAUAUGAGCUUAAUGUCAAACUGGUUUAAAAGUAUUUACAUCUGUCCAACCCUAACCAACCUCUGUCGACGUGCAGUUCGGGUUUCAACUGCUGGAGGUAUUGUUACAGCAUGUCUAUGAACCUAAGGGCUUCCGUCAAAGUAUCUCGAGUGCGAAGUGUCCAUUCCGUCAAUGUGUAAACACAAAAUCUUGAGAUCUAAACCUUGCGUUGGUGAGCAUUUUUAAGCAGUCUAAAUGAGAGUUUAUUUUCAUGGGUGAAUCAUCUGUGUUUUCUACCUGCUGAGUUUCCGCUCUGAAGGCUUAGAGGGAGCACUGAAUCUGCAUGUCUAACUCCGUCACCCAGCCCUCGCGGGGUCCAACAGCUAACCAACCUGCUUCAUUACUGCAUACGAACCUGUUUAAGAAAUAGCUUACGUGCUGUAAAUAAAUGAUAAAUAACAGCUUAUUUACCUGCUGCUUGUUGGCAGGUUUCUUCUUGGUGAUGAAUGUUUGAUUUCACGUUUCCCCCUCUUCUAUGUGUGUAUAUACAGUAUCGUAUGACACGGUAGAAAUUGGUAUCCUUGCUUAAAUGCUACACUGGUUCUUCUCUAUGUUUUUGAGUCUUAUUUUGAAGCAUUUAGCGUUUUGUCACUUGAGUUUGGUCAUGGUCUCAGACAUCUUUGUUUCUCUGCCAGCACUCCUACUGUAUUUCACCUGAGACAGACCUUAAUAGUUCUAUAUUUUCUGUUAUUUACUUGUGAUUUGACCACCAUGAUAACUUUGAAGCGCUUGAGGAUUGAGGUGAAGUCUUACGAGUGUCCACGUACUGUAUGGCUGGUUUGGUUUCGGCGCUGACCUUAAGCUGGUUUCUUAAGCAUGUGCAUCUAACGUUGAGCCAUUUACUUUCAGAAGUGGGUUCAUCUUGCUACGUUAAAUAUUGAGAAUCUACAAGAAAAGCACUCACACCUCAGAUUGCUUUGGAGUAGCAACCAGAGAUUGUUUCUUUUGUAUGUGUUUAUUUUUCCUCCCCUUUCCCGCAGUCAUUGGCUUCAAAGCCUUCCGUUAUUUCUUAGACUUUACGUGUACUGAGCUUUGGCUCUCUUCUCUCCCAUGUAUAAAGUUAUUAUUACAGCAAUUAUGUUAAAUGCCGCUUUAUGUAUUCUGUAGGUAUGAAUUAGCAAAACUCUAUUUUGAAAAAUAAGAUAAUUUUGAAAAAAAUAAAAUAAGCCCGUGUGAUGCAACAAAGUUAUUUGUGUAUAUAAGGUACCAUGUAAUUAAUGAUAGUGAAUGACUUUGGACUGAUUAAAUAAUGAUUAAAAAGCAGGUUUUGUGCAAAGAACACUUUUUAUUUUUCCCUCAGUGUCAUUGUUAUUAUUUUACAUGUUAAGAUAUGAACCAUCAGCUGCAACUAUACUUUUCUUCAUGUGUUGAUUGACUGUAUACUUGACAAAUAAACUUACACUGUUGCAUCCUA